AAGGAAGGGUUAAUCCAGUCUGGGGUGACGUCACGUCCUCAUUAGCAUAAAAAGGGGGCUCUAUAAGUGGGCCGGGAGGGAGGGGCCCCUGGUCGAUUGCCUUCUGGAGCAGCUGCUGCGAGGAUCGGAGCCUUGGGUGCCACUGAUUAAUCUGCAAAUAUGUCUGACAAACCAGAUAUGGCUGAGAUUGAGAAAUUUGACAAGUCUAAGUUGAAGAAGACGGAAACGCAAGAGAAGAACCCACUGCCUUCAAAAGAAACGAUUGAACAGGAGAAGCAAGCGGGGGAAUCGUAAUGAAACCAGCCCUUCCAAAUUAUGCACUGUACAUUCCACAAGCAUUGCCUUCUUAUUUUACUUCUUUUAGCUGUUUUAACUUUGUAAGAUGCAAAGAGGUUGGAUAAAGUUUAAAUGACUGUAUUGCCCCUUUCACAUCCAAAAAACAAAAAAAAAAACCCACAAAAGCCAAGAAUAGAGAAGAACUACUGACGCUGAAACGAAGGCGCUGUCCUUUUCCAUCUUGCCUGUCCAGCUUUGGUCUUGGUGGCACGAAAAGAGCUUGCAUGUUUCUUGAAAGAAGAUCCUGGGAAAGGGACUACAGUAAUCUAGUAACACCUGAAUAAUACGCAAAGCUGUAUCAAGGUCCUGCGAGCUGUAUAAAAUGCAGUUAAUCGAGUGCCAUUUUUUUUUUGUUCAAAUGAUUUUAAUUAUUGGAAUGCACAAUUUUUUUAAUAUGCAAAUAAAAUGUUUUAAAACCUGGA
Molecule: messenger RNA, 758 nt
Organism: Sceloporus undulatus (fence lizard)
Lineage: Eukaryota; Metazoa; Chordata; Lepidosauria; Squamata; Phrynosomatidae
Gene: TMSB4X
Product: thymosin beta 4 X-linked
Exons: 3
Coding region: 160-294 (44 amino acids)
Biological process (GO): actin filament organization; regulation of cell migration
Cellular component (GO): cytoplasm
Molecular function (GO): actin monomer binding
Source: RefSeq, a predicted model, not a curated record